Exophiala bonariae is the source of this 4785-nucleotide messenger RNA. RefSeq lists its product as uncharacterized. Gene Ontology annotation, cellular component: membrane. The coding region runs from base 1 to 4785 and encodes 1594 amino acids. The transcript has 5 exons. The record is from RefSeq and is a predicted model, not a curated record. Gene Ontology annotation, molecular function: ATP hydrolysis activity; ABC-type transporter activity; ATP binding. NCBI's taxonomy places the organism in Eukaryota, Fungi, Ascomycota, Eurotiomycetes, Chaetothyriales, Herpotrichiellaceae. Gene Ontology annotation, biological process: transmembrane transport.
AUGGACGAACGGCCCACUCCAGCAGACACCGAUGUCCCUGGAGGCUUUCCAGUCACGCCAUCUGUACGUAAGGAGAACCGCUCAACACCAGCUGCUGUUUUCGAAAGCCGCCCCAUUGAUGAUGUUCGAAGCGAUCAGAACCGUCGAACUCCCACCCAGCUAACUUCCAGCCAGCAGUCAUAUUUUAAUGCAGUGACGACAGAUACACCUGAGCAACAUGGCCUACCAGCUUCAGAAGUAACCUUGGUGUCCGGUGGGUCGUCUAAUGCCGGUCCCCCACCCGAUGGUCCUGAGACGCCAACUGGGAGACACGAGAAGACUGCUCAGUCAUCAAGCAGCUCCCAGUCAGAAUCAUUCACCGAAGUCCCCAUGAACAGAACAGACUCCAGAUACACACCUCUCAAAGCUGCUCCAACGGCCGAGGAAAAGCGGCCUGGUCUCCAACAGCGCAAAAGCAUUCGAUCAGAAGACGAUCUCUUCAAAGUCCUUUCACAACGCCGACAAAGCGCCUCAGGUAAGUCUGAGGCCGACCUCCAGGAAGAGCAUCAAGAAAUCGAAAAAUUGAUGUCGCGAAUGUUCGGGAAGGCACGCCAGGAACAUAGCGAAGAAGAAAAAACACGGCAUAGUGGUGUUGUCUUCCGUAAUCUGACAGUCAAGGGAGCAGGCCUGGGUGCUAGUCUACAGCCUACGGUUGGCGAUAUCUUUCUUGGUCUCCCGCGAACUAUUAAGACAUUUCUCACCCGCGGCGCAAAGGCUGCAUCUGGGAAACCUCCGAUCAGAGAACUUCUAAGCAAUUUUGAUGGCUGCGUCCGGCCAGGAGAGAUGCUUCUAGUUUUAGGAAGACCUGGUUCAGGUUGCUCAACAUUUUUGAAAGCAUUUUGCAACCAGAGAGAUGGCUAUGAGGCAGUCGAAGGUGAUGUGACCUAUGGCGGCACUGAUGCGUCCAGGAUGAAGAAAGACUUCCGUGGAGAAGUGAUCUACAAUCCUGAAGACGAUCUUCAUUAUGCGACCUUGACUGUGCAAAAAACACUCAAGUUUGCACUUCAGACGCGAACUCCUGGGAAAGAAUCUAGGCUUGAAGGAGAAAGCCGAGAAGAUUACAUGUCUGAGUUCAUGCGUGUUGUGACCAAGCUUUUCUGGAUUGAACAUACUUUGGGCACGAAAGUCGGGAAUGAGUUCGUGCGAGGAGUCUCUGGUGGAGAGAAGAAACGUGUAAGCAUUGCAGAAGCCAUGAUCACAAGAGCUUCCGUCCAAGGUUGGGAUAACUCAAGUCGGGGUCUGGAUGCCAGUACAGCACUUGAAUAUGUGCAGUCAAUUCGUACACUUACAAAUAUGGCAGAUACUUCUACAGCAGUAUCCCUCUACCAGGCAGGCGAAAACCUUUACCGCUUAGUAGACAAGGUACUACUGAUCGAUGAAGGGAAAUGCCUCUACUUCGGCCCAGCAGAUAACGCAAAGCAAUAUUUCCUUGACUUGGGAUUUGAUUGUCCGGAGCGUUGGACUACAGCGGAUUUCCUCACUUCUGUCAGUGACACACAUGAGCGAUCCGUCCGAAAAGGCUGGGAAAACCGUAUCCCACGAAGCGCGGCAGACUUUGAUGCGUUCUACCGCAAAAGCGAUGCUUAUAAAAUGAAUCUGGAAGAUAUCACAGAUUUCGAAGCUCAUCUUGAAGAUCAGCGUCGUGCUCGUCUCGAAAAUCGGUCUAAGAAGAACAAGAAGAAGAAUUACACCAUCCCCUUCCACCAGCAGGUUAUUGCUUGCACUCAACGGCAAUUCUUCAUCAUGUUGGGGGAUAAAGCGUCACUUAUUGGUAAAUGGGGUGGCAUCGUUUUCCAGGGCCUCAUUGUUGGAAGCUUAUUCUUUCAAAUGCCAAAAACAGCAUCUGGAGCUUUUCCCAGGGGUGGUGCGAUAUUUUUCGUUUUACUUUUCAAUGCUCUGUUGGCCCUUGCUGAGAUGACGGCGGCAUUUCAGUCGAAACCCAUCCUACUCAAGCACAAGUCAUUCUCGUUUCACCGUCCCGCGGCUUUCGCCCUCGCUCAAACUGUGGUCGAUGUCCCUCUCGUCUUCAUCCAGGUCAUUCUCUUCAAUGUGAUAAUCUACUGGAUGGGUGGAUUGGCAGCAUCUGCCUCGCAAUUCUUCAUCAGCUGCAUGAUUCUCUGGUUGGUCACAAUGGUCACUUAUGCCUUCUUCAGGAGCAUAUCUGCAUUAUGCAAGACGCUUGACGAUGCUACAAAAUUCACUGGUAUCGCCAUACAGAUCUUGAUUGUCUACACGGGAUAUCUCAUUCCACCCGCCCAAAUGAAACCAUGGUUUAGCUGGCUACGCUGGAUCAAUUGGAUCCAAUACGGCUUCGAAUGCCUGAUGGCGAACGAAUUCACUGGGUUGAUCAUGGAAUGUGAUGGCUUGAACUUAGUACCCCAAACAAGAGAUGCAUCUCCACAGUACCAAUCAUGUGCGCUUGCGGGAAGUCUGCCCGGAGUGACAGAUGUUGACGGCGCUCGUUACAUCUUACAAUCGUUCACCUAUUCUAGAUCUCAUUUGUGGCGCAAUUUUGGCUUUCUCUGGGCCUUCUUUCUUUUCUUCCUUGCAUUGACCUGCUUCGGAAUGGAAAUGAUGAAGCCGAAUGCUGGUGGCGCAGCGAUGACAGUCUUUAAACGUGGUCAGGUUCCGAAAAGAGUGGAGGAAUCCAUCGCAACCGGUGGCCGUGAAAAGGGUUUCAAGGAUGACGAGGAGACUGGCAAGCAACCUCAGGGAACUUCGGGUGGACGGGAAAAAAUUUCUCACGAAUCAUCUGAGUCCGGCAAAGGCGACGUCACAGAUCAGGUUGCCCAAAACGAAACGGUCUACACGUUCCGAGGUAUCAAUUACACCAUUCCAGUUGAGAAGGGUGAGCGAAAAUUGCUAGCAGAUGUCCAAGGUUAUGUCCGACCCGGGAAACUUACCGCUCUCAUGGGUGCCAGUGGUGCUGGCAAGACCACUUUACUCAAUGCCCUUGCUCAGCGUCUCAACUUCGGCACGGUCACGGGCGAGUUUCUAGUUGACGGCCGCCCUCUACCCAAAUCCUUCCAAAGAGCAACUGGUUUCGCAGAGCAGAUGGAUGUCCACGAGGCAACAGCUACAGUGCGGGAGGCCUUGCAAUUUUCAGCACUGCUAAGACAGCCCAAGGAAGUGCCCGUUGAGGAGAAGUAUGCAUACUGCCAAACGAUCCUUGACCUUCUUGAGAUGAACGAUAUUGCCGGUGCAACCAUUGGCACUAUUGGUGAAGGUUUGAAUCAGGAACAGAGAAAACGCUUAACAAUCGGAGUCGAGCUUGCAAGUAAGCCUGAAUUAUUGAUGUUUCUAGAUGAACCGACAUCUGGCCUUGAUUCAGCAGCUGCGUUCAACAUCGUCCGAUUCUUGAGAAAAUUGGCCGAUGCCGGCCAAGCUAUCUUGUGCACGAUUCAUCAGCCUUCAGCUGUACUUUUUGAACACUUCGACGAACUUCUGCUGUUGAAGUCUGGCGGCAGAGUCGUCUACCACGGACCAUUGGGCCACGAUUCACAAGAGUUGAUCCAGUACUUCCAGAACAAUGGGGCUUCAAGAUGCCCACCGGAAGCUAAUCCAGCAGAAUACAUGCUCGAGGCAAUUGGCGCUGGUGAUCCGAACUACAAGGGAAAAGACUGGGGUGAUAUAUGGUCGCAGUCAGAAAACCACCAAAAGAGAACGGAUGAGAUCGCAGACAUGAUAGAGAGAAGGAAGAAUGUUGAAAUGAGCAAGAAUCUUAAGGAUGACAGGGAAUACGCCAUGCCUCUAGGUGUCCAAACAAUGGCGGUGGUCAAAAGAGCUUUCGUGUCAUACUGGCGUACGCCAAAUUACAUCGUCGGCAAAUUUAUUCUCCACAUCAUGACCGGUCUCUUCACUACUUUCACAUUCUAUCAUCUAGGUUUUGCUCGCAUCGACUUUCAAUCUCGCCUAUUCGCCGUCUUCAUGACACUCACUAUUUCACCACCACUCAUACAACAGCUUCAGCCAGUCUUUCUCAACAGUCGAAAUGUCUUCCAGUCCAGAGAAAAUAAUGCGAAGAUAUACUCAUGGUUUGCAUGGACGACUGGUGCGGUCCUGGUCGAAAUACCAUAUUCGCUGAUGGCAGGCACGGUUUACUACUGUUGCUUCUGGUUCGGUAUUAUUGGCUAUCGCAGUUCGACCUCAUCCUUCACAUCUGGGUUUGUCUUGCUCUGCAUUCUCUUAUUCGAACUUUACUACGUCAGCUUCGGACAAGCCAUCGCCGCAUUCGCACCAAAUGAGCUUCUCGCAAGUUUGCUAGUGCCGCUCUUCUUCCUCUUCGUGGUCUCCUUCUGUGGUGUGGUCGUUCCACCAAUGCAGCUUCCAUAUUUCUGGUCCAGUUGGAUGUACAAAUUGUCACCCUUCACAUAUAUUCUGGAGGCUAUGCUUGGCGCUAUUGUCCAUGCCGAACCUGUCCAAUGUAACGAGCAGGAAUUCGCACGGUUUCCGGCACCACCUGGCCAGACCUGCCAGUCUUACGUCCAACCAUUCAUCGACGAAGCAGGAGGAUAUGUUCAAACCGCAUCAGACGGACUCUGCGAGUUCUGCCAAUUUGCAAAUGGUGAUCAAUUCGCCCGUGGAUUCAGUGUAUACUAUUCGAACAUCUGGCGGGACUUUGGUAUCUUCUGCGCCUUCAUCAUCUUCAAUUAUGCGGUGGUGUACUUUGCAACAUACCUGAGGUUCAAGGGAACGAAUCCUUUCAAGAAGAUUAUGGCCAAGAAGGCUCAGAAGAAAUCUGGUUGA